Molecule: messenger RNA, 756 nt
Organism: Phaethon lepturus (White-tailed tropicbird)
Lineage: Eukaryota; Metazoa; Chordata; Aves; Phaethontiformes; Phaethontidae
Gene: RAD51B
Product: RAD51 paralog B
Exons: 6
Biological process (GO): double-strand break repair via homologous recombination
Cellular component (GO): Rad51B-Rad51C-Rad51D-XRCC2 complex
Molecular function (GO): DNA binding; ATP binding; ATP-dependent DNA damage sensor activity
Source: RefSeq, a predicted model, not a curated record
AUGGCUGCUAAGAAACUAAGAAGAGCAAGGUUGUCUCAGGAGCUGUGUGAAAGGCUGAGUCGCCAUCAGAUCACUACCUGUCAGGACUUUUUAUGUCUUUCCCUCUUGGAGCUAAUGAAAGUGACGGGACAGAGCUACUAUGAUGUGCAGAAACUUCUUCGUAAAGUCAGCCAAGCUUGUGCUCCCAAAAUGCAGACAGCUUAUGAAAUGAAGCUGAGGAAGUCUGUCAAUCCCUCUUCAGCCUUUUUGUCUACCACGCUGCAUAGUUUGGAUAAAGUCUUGCAUGGCGGAGUGCCCUGUGGUUCCCUCACAGAGAUAACUAGCCCACCGGGUUGUGGCAAAACUCAGUUUUGUAUUAUGAUGAGUGUUCUGGCUACACUACCUGUAAGCAUGGGAGGGCUAGAUGGGGCUGUUAUAUACAUUGAUACAGAGUCUGCAUUCAGUGCUGAAAGGUUGAUUGAGAUAGCAGGAAACAGAUUCCCUACUUAUUUUGACUCUGAUGAAAAGCUGUUCUGCAUGACUGGUAACAUUCACCUGUAUCGAGAGCUGACCUGUGGCAGUGUACUGAAGAGGAUUAUGUCUUUGGAAGAAGAAAUUAUUUCAAAGCAAGUUAAACUCAUAAUACUUGACUCUGUUGCUUCAGUUGUCAGAAAGGAAUUUGACACAAAACUCCAAGGCAACCUGGCAGAGAGAAGUAACUUUUUGGCGAGAGGAGCAUCAGUGUUGAAGUAUUUGGCAGAGGAGUUCUCAAUACCA